UACCUUUGAAAUUACCUUUAUGGCUCCCCAUUUUCUUUUAACUCCUUGAGCUUAUAGAAAUCUGAGUAUUCUUCUCAUCCCCAUUGAUUAAUAAGGUAUUCACCCAAAGCACAUGUCUUUAAAUAGCUGUUGCCAUGCAGCAGUUGUGCAAUUCAGGCAGUUUCAAAAAUGGUUCUGAAACAGACAGACUUCAUUGUCUCACAUAGAUGAAGGCACUAUAAGUAGGUUAGAACCAAAGAGCAUAUCCUGAUGACUGCAUUAUACUAUCCAUAAAUAAUACCUGCAAUUGAUCCUUUUUCAAAUUCACUGAAUGAAAUGUGUAGAGCCUAUUAAAAUACUUCUGGAAUGACUUCCAUUAGCAGAUUGGGGUAAGGUAAUUUUUCCUUCCUUGUGUAACCUCCACAUCUAUACAACCAGGGGAACAGAAGGGAGAAAAAAAUUGUAAUGUGAAUGAGAGUUAUUCAUGCUUAGUUGGAGUCUGCCAAAUCCAGCUCUAUGGAAAAAGAUAUCUAAAUUGCAUUGCUAGCUUCCUAGAAAAAAGUUUGUAUUUUGAGAUAAAAGAAAGUUGCGUACUAACCUUUACUGAAGCAGUUUUUAGCACAAGAACAAUUGGAAAAUGUUAGACAAAGCUAGUGCCAUGUGUUCUGAUUAAAAAAAAAAAUAGAUCAAAGACUAUUCAAUUUUGCCCAUACAGGAAAACCACUGUUAGAGUCUGAAAAAUGGCUGACCAAAUUCAGAGUCCUUAAGCAGAUGUGAUUUGCUAACACCUUGCCAAUGCAGGAAAACCACUGCUACAGAAUGGCUUGGAAAACUCACAAUCCUUAAGGAACAUUUGAAAAGCUACCCUAACCACUGAAAAUGAAACGCGAUUUUAAUUAUACCCAUGUUUACUGUGGAUCUUUACCAUUAAAACUAACUGGAACAGAAGCAACACCAGAAGAGCCUUGCUCUGAGAGUUACAGUGAAAAAUGCAAAGGCUGUACCAAAGAAAAGCUGUUCUAUGGUGACCUGCAUCAUGGAAGUCCCAAGAAUUUCAACCUCAAAAGUGGAGAAAAGCAUAUGCAUAAUAAAGAAAACCAAAAAGUAUCAUGGGGCCAUAUUGAAAGUGCCAAUGAAGUUGACAAUGAAAACGAAGACAGUGGCUAUUCCUCUUUGUUGGGUAUUCAGCACAAACCCAAUGAUAAUGAUGACAGUGUGCUAUUAGCAGGGAAUAUCAACAAUAUACCAAAUCAUAGUUUCAGUCCAAGAAAGAAUUUACUACCAGUCCUCCAUUUUGAAGAACUUGUCUGCUCAACUUUGAAAAAAGCUAGCAAACGGAAUCCAAAGUCAUGGGCCCUUGUCUUAGAUAAAAUGGCUUCAAGGAAAAUGGAAUUUGUGAAUCUGAUUGGCAAAAAAAUGGGAUUAGAUAAGCUAGAUAUUAUUGGAGAAUUAUUUCAUGGGAAAUUUAGACAUCUGUUAGCAAACAUCUUAAUACACCUUAACCAUAAAGACUUGAUAAACAUGGCUAAAGUUAGCAUUACAUGGAAGAAAAUUCUUCUUAGUGACAAGUGGGCUUUCCAGAUGUAUAACGAAGCACUAAAACUCAGUUUGAAUAGCAACACAGUAGCUGCCAAACAGUCUGAUACACGGGAGUAUGCUCUCCAUCGUGAACCAUUAACGUAUAUUCAGAAAGUAGCAUCGACACAAAUCAACUUUUCUAAAAAAACAUCCCGAAUGAAAUCAAACGCCCAGAAAAAUCAGAGCUCUUCUUUCAGCCGGCAUUCACAAUUUUCUGAGGUUGCAAAGACUUUGAAAAAUACUGAAAGUCUGAAAGUUUGCCAUCGCUGUGGUUCCCCUGCAAAAUACGAUUCCCAUCUGCAAAGGGCAACGUGUGUCCGAGAAAGCUGUGGUUUUGACUUUUGCACAAAGUGCUUGUGCAGCUACCAUAGUGCCACGGAUUGCAUCAUUGGAAAGCCUGUAAAAACGUCUUUCAGACUAGGACCUCUUCCUUGUAGCAAAAAAAGCAAACAGAAUUUACGGAGGCUAUAAUUUUCCUGACAUAAAUUUUAGCUCGGGUAUCAUAUUUUGCUUAUAGGUUCAGAAGAGGAGUGAAUGUGAAAGUUGUGGUCUAAUUUAAAAAAUGCAGUGAUAUUUUUAAAAUCAAUUUUAAAUUUUUUUUCAGAUGUCUUCCUCUCCCCUUUUUAGAAGGAUGUUCAACAGAAUUUUUAAACUACUAGGUUUACAUGGGAAUUGAACAUGACAACCCUGACUUAGCAAAUAGACUAACAGUGGAUUUUAAUUAAAUGUUACCGUUGCUACCCCCAAAUUAUUUUUUAAAGUUUUUAUAUGGCCUCUAACUUCAUGCCUUUAUAAAAUGCCUUUCAGAGUUUUUACAGUACAAUCUAUAAUAAGCAAAUGAUAUUUAAUGUAUUUGCAAUGCCAAAUUUUUAUUAACUGAAUUUCAUCUGAUUAAAAGAUUAAAUAUAUAAAUAGGAGAAGUUUUUAUAACCACACUUGUCCUGAUAGCUGCUGAAAUAGUGUUGUCCUGUACCAUUUCAUUUUCAUUACUAGGUAAAGUUGCCUAGAAAUGUAUAUAAUUGUAAAUACUUAAAUAUUUGUUUGU
Molecule: messenger RNA, 2602 nt
Organism: Notechis scutatus (mainland tiger snake)
Lineage: Eukaryota; Metazoa; Chordata; Lepidosauria; Squamata; Elapidae
Source: RefSeq, a predicted model, not a curated record